AUGCCGUCCGGUGCGACGGAUCAGUCUACGGACCCGGGUCCAUCGAUGCAAGACGCCGAUGACACGAUAUCCGUAUCCACCUCGACGCGUCCCACAAAGCGCAAAAGAGUUGCAUUGGCCUGCGACAAUUGUCGGGAACGGAAGAUCAAGUGCGAUGGCUCUAAGCCUAUCUGUAGCCCGUGCAGCAAGCGUGGAGAACCUCCUGCUCAAUGUAUCUACACUGUUAUUGCUGGCGCAGCGAAGCAAUUAAGUGAACAGGAGUACAUUUCGUCGUUGCAAAAGCAAGUAACGGAAAUGCAGCAGGUCAUAGAUCAGCUUCGACAAGAGGCGGCAACGACUGCUGCUUCCCGCAUAAAUGCGAAUACACAUACCAGGGCAUCUGCAAGUCCCUCGACUGGUACUUACGUUGCUUCGGGUAUUACCCAUGGUGGUGCCAGUAGGGCAGGGGUCUCAAUCCCAGGGCCGGAAACAGGUGGACCCAGUCCUGUUAGCGUCAUGGGAGCCCCGGCUCUGUCCCAAGAUUUUCAAGAGGAUAACCUUUUCGGUCCAUCCUCUGUUCAUUCGUUGCUUCGUGAGGUAUCUCAGCCCGAAUCUCGAAGAUCGGUUCCACAUCGAGACAAAAACCAAACACUUGGUGCAGCAUCUCUACAUUUGGCCGACUAUGCCUUGCCGCCACGGCAGGUCGCGGAUAAGAUUCUCGAUAUUUAUUUUAACGAGGUGCAUAUAUUCUACCCUUGGACACACUCUACAAGCUUUAGAGAGCGUUACGAAUCGUUAUGGUCACCAAGCGGUUACCCAGGACCCCAGAGUAGCCAAAGCGGCGACAUAGGCUUAGGAGGCGGGCAUUGCUCUGAAUCCUCUUUCUUCAGCGCGCUGAACGCCAUGUUUUCUCUCGGUUGUGAAUUCUCCGACUUACCCCACAAAGAGUCGGCAUCAGAAAUGUUCAGUUCGCGUAUGAGAAGUCUACUGCAGAUAGAUGUGCUGGACAAAGGUGAUCUGUCUCAUGUCCAGGCGUUGCUUCUUGCCGCCCAGUUUGCGAUAUCCAGCGAGCACCCUAUACGGUGUUACAACAUUGUUGGGUUGGCUUGUCGGAUCGCGGUGGGAUUAGGUCUGCACACCGAGAAGAAUGCCCAUCGGCGAUCAAAUUUGGAGAAUGAAAUUCGUCGUAGAGUCUGGUAUGGAUGUUUGCAGAUGGAAAUGACAGUCUGUAUGACAUUGGGUAGACGACCUGUCCUGGAGAUGACAGACGAUGUCCUCAUUCCGUCCGCCGUGGACGAUGAAUUCAUACGCAGCGAGGUUCCGUCGUGCAGUCAACCCGAAGGUAUCCCGUCACAAAAUAUGUUUAUGGUAGAGAACAUAAGGCUGGCCAAAGUCCUCGGCAAGAUCUUAUCUUCUAUCUACUGGCAGAGCUCUUCAUCUGAUUUCAGUACUCUUGUACGCUUGGAGUCUAUGCUUGAAGACUUCAGGACAUCUCUGGUUGAUGUUCUCAGAUGGUGGGAUCGUGACUCGGAGCCGCAACGUAUACUCACUGAUCGAGAUCAUAUUCUGAAGAGACAGCGAAAUGUCCUUCACGCCAGGUUCCUCCAUCUCAGGAUUCUACUGUACAGACCUAGCUUCAGUGCCUAUUGCGCAUCAGCAAGGAUCGCAUAUCAGAGCCGGGGAUCAGUUGAGGAACCUGGUUCUACAUGUGACAGUCCCGAAGUUAACACGUUACAAAUAGCUUUCCAGUCUCAGUGCGCUACGACAUGCGCGAAAGUUAGUUACGAGUUGUCAGUUUCCUUGUUGUCUGCAAGACAGGAUGACGCCACUGGUGCAUGGUGGUUUAGUUUAUUUUAUCUCAUGACAUGUGGCGGUAUAAUCAUCCUUGCAGAACGUGCGCAAGCUGCAGGAAGCAAGCACUUCAACCAGGCCCAGCUGGAUGCCACGUGGGAAAACACGACUAUGCUGCUACGGCUUAUUGGCAGAGAAAACCAGCGGGCAGAAGGGUUUCUGGGUCAAUUACUUCAGUUGAAGGAGCAGGCCCGUUCCGCACAUUUCUCAACAAGAAAUUCGAGAGAAGCGUCGAGGAUGGUUUCCCGUAGGCCGUCCGUCAGUCUUGAAGCUACACACGACACGGACGUGGGCAGCAACUUUGCUCCUCCUGUAGAAGACCAAGCGGUACAGGGAGAGCUUAUGACGUUAUUAUUUCAAGAAAAUUGGGAUUGGAGUCUUGAUGGUGGACUGCCCAGUUACGGCGGUUUUGAAACUGGUGAUGAAUUUGCUUUUCCACUAUGGAGUUGGUCUGCAUAA
Molecule: messenger RNA, 2289 nt
Organism: Fusarium coffeatum
Lineage: Eukaryota; Fungi; Ascomycota; Sordariomycetes; Hypocreales; Nectriaceae
Exons: 4
Coding region: 1-2289 (762 amino acids)
Biological process (GO): positive regulation of transcription from RNA polymerase II promoter by galactose; DNA-templated transcription
Cellular component (GO): nucleus
Molecular function (GO): DNA-binding transcription factor activity, RNA polymerase II-specific; zinc ion binding; RNA polymerase II cis-regulatory region sequence-specific DNA binding
Source: RefSeq, a predicted model, not a curated record